GCCGUUACUCAAAAUCUGUUUCUAUGGCACGGAGUAACUUGCAAACACAUAUCUUCAGUGGUUUGAUUAUUUGUAUUGAUUCCUUAACUAUCAAACUUAGCUAAAUUACGAUGCCUGACCUAUAGAUUCCUCUGAUUUGGCACAAUUUCAACGUCUCCUAAGAUGGACAUCAACAUAAAGCCGGUUUUUUCUUUUUCGCUCAACUACAAAGUGUUUGAGAAGCUAGUGACUUGCGGCAAGUACGAUGGAAUACAUUCAUGUUUGACUGUAGUGACCAAUGCAGAUAAGAUAUUGAUACACACACCGCAUAAACGCUAUGGGCUGCAAAACUCGAAGCUCUCGGUGUCAGAAAUCAAGAACGAUAUCGCAAUGUUGAACAUGAACUUUCCAAUUCGAGCAAUUGUUGCUGGAAAAUUGCAAGGAGACGAUGAGCGUGAUGUGCUGGUGAUCGGAAGUGCGUCACAUUUCCUCGUUUAUCACGUUGAUGAGAACUACAACUUAUUCCAACGAGACUUUCACGAAGGUGUGCGUUCAAUUUCGAUUGGAUCCUUCGCUAAUCUACCUGGAAACACUUUGAUUGUAGGAGGAAACGCUGUCGUUAAAGGUUUCAAUCCGGAAGGUAAUGAAAUAUUUUGGUUGAUUACUGCCGGAGGAGUGAAUUCCUUACUGUUGAUGGACGUUGACAAAGAUGGGCAAAAUGAGCUUAUCGUAGGCACGGAUGACGGUUGCAUAAAAAUCUACAAGAAGGAUGCAUUGCAGCACGAGUUUACCGAGGGCAACGAGAUCCAACAUCUCAUGGUAAUCAAUCAGAACCAGUUCAUGUAUAGCGUUAAGAAUGGUACCAUCGGAGUUUUCGAUGAAAGUGUUCGUAUGUGGAGAAUCAAAUCGAAGACCAGAGUCACAGCGAUGGCCAUGUAUGAUAUACUUGGUUGCGAGAAUAAGCAAAUCAUAGUCGGGUGGAAGAGUGGCAAAAUCGACGUUCGUGAUGCCCGAAAUGGCGAUGUGUUGUUCAAAAUGAAAUUGAACGAUUUUGUGUGUGGGAUCGCUAGCAACGAUUAUCGUGGAAUCGGUGUUCUUGAUUUAGUAAUCGUUACAGCAGAUGGUGAAAUUCGUGGUUAUAGCACACCGACCGUAAAUCUUUUGAACCUACACAAUUUGGCUGACGAUGAAAUGAACUGUCUUUUGUCGCAGAAGCAAAAGCUACUACUGGAGUUGAAACAUUAUGAGAAUAAUAUUAAAUUCAACAAAGAAGUAUUAAGCAGCGGCGAUUCUCAAUUUGUGCAAAGCGUUCCCGAUAACAUCGGUGUUAUUCCAUCCAAUACUCGACUUCAAAUUGGAAUUUCAACUAGUUAUGAUAGUACCGACAUGAAUAUAGACAUUACUGUGUCUACUAACAACGCUACCACAAUACGAGCAGUGUUGAUUUUUGCUGAUCAAUUGUUUAAGGAAGAAACGUUGAUUGCUCACUUAACGAAAGAUGUAUCAAGAAUAUUGAUUCCACUCAAAACCGUUAAAGACAAUGCACAGGACAUUCAUAUAAAGGCAUUCGUUGGUUAUCCGACGUCUGUACAGUUUCAUGUUUUUGAACUCACCCGUCAGCUGCCAAAGUUCGCGAUGUACACCAUUCCGCAAAGUUUAACCGGUUCACCGAAAAGUAUUUCCUAUAUCAAUAGUCUAUCGGUGGAGAAAACUCCUGGACACAGCUACGUUCAGUUUCGCAUUUCGGAGCGUCUAAAGCGAAUUUGCAUAUGGAUCAAUCAAGUGAGUGAAAACAACUUCCUGCUCCCAUCGGACAUCGAGUAUAUGACAUCAUCGGACUCCGACGCGACCGAGCUAAAGUUGAACCUGAUCAGUUUGCGCACCGGCAAAAACGUGUGCCUACAUUUCAUCAAUGAUGGUAAAACUCGUUUCUACACCGAAGACAUUGGACUGGCCGGUGACCUCAUUCAGUCUUUGGUGCAGUUUCUGAAUAUCGAAAACAUGGAUUCUUCGGCUUGCUUUCCGGUGGUUUACGAAGAAAUCAGGGAGUUGUUCAGUAAACUGCAAGGUUUACAAGAAACAGAAAAACAGAUAAAUUCUGAAAUUAUCGACAAUAUAAAUCAGGUUAAGAGUCAUCUCAUACGAGCGGAGGAUGCACGCUACUAUAAUGGGGAUGACGUUAUCAAGUAUCACAACGAGAUGAUGAACACUAACGAAGAUUUGGUAAAGAGCUACAAGAUACGACUGGUCAACACAGGCGAGGUCCAACUGGCAUUAAAACGUAUUCACAGCAUUCUAUACAGUGCAUCAAAGCUGAGAGUUGGAACGUUCGCCGCGUCUGUCAUUAGCAAGUUCAAAGAUGCAUUGAAGACUAAUAACAUCGAGGCCGUACUGAAAAUCAUUGAACUGGGCGAAAUGUAAGCGGCAAACAACACGGCGCGACACGAACUCAUGUAUACUGGUUUCUGAAUCACGCGCAAGGGGGCGUGUAGGAACUAUGUACGGGAAACUGGAUAUAUAUAGCUAAAGUAUGAAGUAAUAUUGGGUUAAGUGCCUGUUUAUGUAAAUAUAUUUUAAUUUCGGGGAAAUAACAAAAAUCAAAUCAAUAGUUUAAUUUUCGUUUCCAACUUCGGCUGUGAAUCCGACAACAUUGAUUAAUUGUCACUAGUUUCAAUGAUUAAAAUGAUUUAAAAGAGUAAAGAGAAGUCAACUUUUUUGAACGGUACGAAAGAUAGUAAAAAGACAAUUUGUUAUCGAAACACUUCCAAUCGGAAAGUAUCUCAGAAUCUGUUUGGGUUGGACUAAAACAUAUUCAAUUCACUUAGCAGUGAGAUGAGGUAUUUAUUAUAUUACUACUUGUUCAUUCAUUGUUUUUCCCAAAUUUAUGCGAAGUGCGCACACAGCUAGAUACGGGAAGAACGCAAUAAAAUUAAUAAAGUGAAUUAAAAGAAUUGAUAGAAUGAAAUUAAUAAAUA
Topomyia yanbarensis is the source of this 2954-nucleotide messenger RNA. RefSeq names its product Bardet-Biedl syndrome 2 protein homolog. The coding region runs from base 163 to 2400 and encodes 745 amino acids. The record is from RefSeq and is a predicted model, not a curated record. Gene Ontology annotation, cellular component: neuron projection; membrane; motile cilium. Gene Ontology annotation, molecular function: protein binding. NCBI's taxonomy places the organism in Eukaryota, Metazoa, Arthropoda, Insecta, Diptera, Culicidae. The transcript is spliced from 11 exons. Gene Ontology annotation, biological process: non-motile cilium assembly.